AUGAAGCUAUUAACAGCAACUUUUCUCGCGGCCACAUCGGCAAAAACCGUUCGAGUUAAUGAUUUCCGACGAAACUUUGGUGGUGAUUUUUUCCAAAAUCUUGUUGGAGCUCAAGAACGAGGAUACAACUACGGAAAUGAAGAUGCGCUCAUGGGACUGUCCGCCAUGGCAGUUUUUCUCGAUGAAAGCCGAAUUAUGUCGAGAAGUGAUCAGUUCGAAAUGGAAAUUCAAGACUUCCUGGACAAUUUCACAAACUACGGAUGCUACUGCUGGAUCGUCGGGCCAAUGAGAGGAGUCAUCGGUGGCGGCCAAACCGUCGACGAAAUCGACAACCUUUGUGGACAACUGUACAAGUGCUACAAGUGUCUCAAUCUCGACCACGGCUCCAGCCCCAACCUCUUCGAAUACUCGGUCAACUUCAACGUCGAUACCGAAACUGGCGAGAGAUCACUCGACUGCCAAGCUGGACCAAACGUCGACGCCUGUAAAUGUGACGUCAUGUUCGCCGAAAAACUCGCAAAAGUCAACGCUCAGUGCGAAGCCGACCAGCUUGCUGGAGUCGCCGAUUCGGAAUUUUGCGUCAACGAAACGUAUCGAACCCUGAACGGCGGCGGAUCUUUUGAUCCUACCGAUAAUAGCGAAGCUGGCUGUUUGAAAGUUAACAUGGAGGGACACAAUGCUAAGGACCAGUGUUGUGGAACAUAUCCAGAUCGACUUCCAUUCGAUUCAAUGAGCCGCGAAUGCUGCGAAUUCACCGAAUCCGAUGGAGACGAAGUUUUCUUUUCCAAGAAAAUCGUGCCCUUUGGAACAUGCGAUGCUAGAGGUGGCACUGUUGUGAACUAG
Molecule: messenger RNA, 843 nt
Organism: Oikopleura dioica
Lineage: Eukaryota; Metazoa; Chordata; Appendicularia; Copelata; Oikopleuridae
Source: the annotation of a GenBank genome assembly